This is a messenger RNA of Macrobrachium nipponense, 2178 nucleotides long. Its product is annotated as CAP-Gly domain-containing linker protein 1-like. The record is from RefSeq and is a predicted model, not a curated record. The transcript is spliced from 2 exons. NCBI's taxonomy places the organism in Eukaryota, Metazoa, Arthropoda, Malacostraca, Decapoda, Palaemonidae. Bases 309 to 1487 code for a protein of 392 amino acids.
ACCAGCAUCACGGGCUGACGAAGUGUCGGUGCCCUCUGAUGUGCGUAACUGUAGCUGCUCUGAGGGCGCGGCGAAAUAUAAAGGUUCGUCAAGACGUCACCGUUCCCUCAGGCUCAGGGCACAAGGCUCGCUGUGCCGCUCAGUCUCAGACUCACUCAGUUCCCUCUCACCCGUGAACAAGGGUGAUCGUAGCCGGUUUGUUGUCAGUGAAGAGCGAACAAUUGGCCCCAUAAACUCGUUUCUACUUGAGUUAAACCCAGAAGCAAGAGUGAAGUUUUUCUGAAUCGUAGUGACCAUUUACUGUCACGAUGAAGGUGUUGCUUUUCUCCAUGUAUUUGGUGGUCGUGGGGGCUCAUACCGGCCCUCUAGAGAGUCACAGAGAUAUAGUAACUACAAACGUGGCUCCUGAAAUCAGUCACUCCCUUCAGAUACUGAAAACGGAACUCGCCAUUCAUAAAGAGAACAUUGAAGGUAAAUUAGCAAGUUUGCAGGAAACGUGUCAAACACUUGCCGAAGAACAAGAACAAACUGUCGUCGAUGUAAGCGCAGAUCAAGAAAAAAUUGAAGAGAAGAUGGGUGAAUUUGAAGACAAAAUGUUGCGCUUCUCCAACGCAGCCACCGAGAAGAUCCGCAAGGAAAUUUCCGAAGCUUUGGAAGAAACUUUGAAAAAGCUGGACGCGAAGUUGCAACCGCUUCACAGUGAGAUCGCUAACUUAAAGAGUCAAAUAUCUGAUAAGGUCACAAAGGAAGAUUUAGGUCGCUUGGAGAACAAUGUAACUGACAUCGCUCUUAAUGUGACUCUGCUUAUGAAGCAUGAAAUGUCUCAAUUACUCACCAAAGAAGAGAUGCAGGAACAUCACAAUGAACUCAAGACCAAGUUAGAGGAGACCUUCUCUAUUUAUGAAAAUCAAUCGAGGUGUGAUGAUGACACGUCGAAAUUGGAGGAAAUUUCCGGCAAACUAACCAAAUCAGACCUCGUUUUAGAAGAGGUGCACGAGUACUUGAGGAACGACAGUCGGAACGCCCAAUGCUCCUCAGCCAUGAACGACAUCGCUGAGCUGAUAGGAAAGUUAGGCGAUAAUAUGAGUGACAACUGUAACUCGGUAACUGCUCUUGAUAGCUUUGUGCAAAGCAUGCAAAAGUCAUUCAUAGAUAAGCUGGAAGAAAUGCAAAACAUUGCCGAGACGUAUCAUGAAAAAGCCACCCCCGAGGAAGAGACACAGGUCCCUCAGGUCCCUGUUCGCCCACCCCCUGGAAAGUUCGACCCAGCUGACUGCAUCGACAGUACAUUCACUGGAUCCACUGGAAGAUCGCUGGAAGUGUGCCAGGCAGCCGUCCGAUUCCAGAAGUGCCACCUGGAAUUCGUUGCCUUCCACUGCUGUGGCUCUUGCCUGGAGGCUGGUCUCCUGGAGUCGUUCCCUCAUUACACCGGGCCGCGGUCUGUACCUGUGCUACAGGCUCUUAGGUCGCUCAGACCUUAUGAUUAGAUACGAUGCUGUUGUAACUUGCAACACGAAUUCCUUUGCAAUGACCUACCGUGCGAUAAUUUGGGCUUGAGAACUACGAAUUCCAUUUCUAGGAAAGUCUGUUUUGAAGACAUUAAAUUGUUAGUCUGGUUGCAGGUAAAAAUGAAUGAAUAUAAUUUGAAAGGGAAGUAUUUACUAGUUGCAUACUCAUGCAUAAUUUGAAAAUUAUGUUUGUUAGAAAUAAAUUUUAGGGCAAAAGGUUACACAGCUGUUCCUCUUCCAGGGAAUUAUGUUUUUAAGAAAUAUUAAAAUGUUAGCUGGCUAUUCUUUUGUGUCAUUUCUCGGAAUUAUUUUGAAUAAAUGUAUUUCAAACCCAAACGCUUGUUGUGUAUACUUUUUUAUCUUGAUCAAAAAUGAAAUGGUCCACGGCAGACUGCUUAUUGGGGUUGGCGGUCCAUGGCGUGAAACCAGUUGGGAACCACUGGAUUAGAGGCUCAGAAAAGAGACAGAACGUUUUUGACUCGUGCACACGCUGUCUAUCGCUUUGUUUUUCGAUUCAAUGUUUUGAUUUGUGCAUUGGUUUGCAGCUACUUAACUGUAAAGGUUUAGAACUUCUGAGCAGAGAUUUAAGUUCUUGCGUUUAUUAGAUUGAGCCUUACCUUACAGUCGUUUUAAUUCAAUUUGCCCAAUAAAAAGAAACCUAUCUUAUGAA